Molecule: messenger RNA, 3890 nt
Organism: Plectropomus leopardus (leopard coralgrouper)
Lineage: Eukaryota; Metazoa; Chordata; Actinopteri; Perciformes; Serranidae
Source: RefSeq, a predicted model, not a curated record
AUGGAUGCAAUACCAUGCCUUCUGUUCGUCCUCCUGUUCGGGACAAGGGUACAAGAAAAUACCGCUCUCCAGUGUUACUGUGACCGCUGCAGUGCCAACUCCAGCUGCACGACAGACGGCGUCUGUUUCGUCGCUAUCCGCAAGUCAGGCAGCCGGCUCACCACUGAGCAGCGCCAGUGUGUUCACGAAAACGAACUGAUCCCGCGAGAUCGGCCCUUUAUCUGUGCCCCAUCUGUCAAACAUGACACGGGCAUUUACCCCAUUUGCUGUACCACGGACUACUGCAACAAAGAGCCUGACAUCGUCAUUACUGGUAAGCCCACACUGAAGCCUCCUCCUCUGGGCCCCGUGGCCCUCGCAGCAGUUAUUGCCGGCCCAGUGUGCGUGUUCUGCCUGCUGCUGGUCUUGGCGUUCUAUGUUUGCCACAGCCACAGGGGUCUUGGGGCCGGGGGUGCAGGGGCCCAUCACCACCAUCACCAUCGGGUGCCCAAUGAAGAGGACCCCUCAAUGGACCACCCCUUCAUCACGGUCGGAACAACACUGAAGGACCUCAUCUAUGACAUGACCACCUCGGGCUCUGGAUCAGGCCUGCCACUGCUGGUCCAAAGGACUAUCGCCAGGACCAUCAUCCUCCAGGAGAGCAUUGGGAAGGGCCGUUUCGGGGAGGUGUGGCGGGGUAAAUGGCGUGGCGAGGAGGUGGCAGUGAAGAUCUUCUCCUCCCGCGAGGAGCGCUCCUGGUUCCGCGAGGCUGAGAUCUACCAGACCGUGAUGCUGAGACAUGAGAACAUUCUGGGCUUCAUCGCUGCUGAUAACAAAGAUAACGGGACGUGGACUCAGCUGUGGCUGGUGUCUGAUUACCAUGAACACGGCUCUCUGUUUGACUACCUGAAUCGCUACACUGUCACUGUGGAGGGCAUGAUCAAGCUGUCCCUGUCCACAGCCAGCGGCCUUGCCCACCUCCACAUGGAGAUAGUGGGGACACAAGGUAAGCCAGCUAUCGCACACAGAGACCUGAAGUCAAAGAACAUUCUGGUGAAGAAGAACGGGACCUGCUGCAUCGCUGACCUGGGUCUCGCUGUCCGCCAUGACUCAGCCACCGACACCAUCGACAUCGCUCCAAACCACAGAGUGGGAACCAAAAGGUAUAUGGCUCCGGAGGUCCUGGACGAUUCCAUAAACAUGAAACACUUUGAGUCUUUCAAACGAGCUGACAUCUACGCCAUGGGCCUGGUCUUCUGGGAGAUCGCCAGCCGUUGCUCUAUGGGAGGCAUCCAUGAGGAUUACCAGCUGCCCUACUACGACCUGGUCCAGUCAGAUCCCUCAGUUGAGGAGAUGAGGAAGGUGGUGUGUGAGCAGAAACUUCGACCUAACAUUCCUAACCGCUGGCAGAGCUGCGAGGCCUUGCGGGUGAUGGCGAAAAUAAUGAGGGAGUGUUGGUAUGCCAACAGUGCCGCCCGACUCACUGCUCUGCGGAUCAAGAAAACCCUGUCUCAGCUCAGCCAACAGGAGGGAAUCAAAAUGUAGACACAUCUACCAAACACACACACGCACACACACCCCUGACUGGCAUCCAUAUCGUUAGCAUUACAGCGUUAUUAUCUUCAUUAUUAUUCAUCGACUGUUCCUCCCCUUUGGGUUGAGGGGAAGUGAAGACCUUUUUUCCCGCUUGUGCUUUUUUUCCCUCAUCCCAUUUCAUUCAUUGACAAACUGCUGAGUCCUGCACCUGAAUCUGGGGAACCGUGCAUGUAUGUGUGUUGCACUCGGCCUACAUACACACAUGAAUGGCUGGAUGGAUCUAAUGAGGGCUGGUUGUGCCUGAAGGGGAUAACAGAGGCAUAAAAGGAAGCCACCCCUCAUUAUCCUCCAUCCUCCUUUACUACAUCCAACACAUCAAAUCUCUGAAAGACCCACUGGGGCGACUGGUGUCCAUCUCAAAACCCACCUCCACCACUCAUCACACAACGAACCAAGAGCUCAGACUCCAUCAGGUAAGGCCAGCCAGGUGGCUGGGAAUCACCUGUGAGGCCUCUGAGCUGCCGGAUUAUCUUCAUCAUCACCGCCUUAUUUGUAUAUAAGCAUUUCACGGUUCUCUUCAGAGAGAAGCUACUCUUCAGUAGGGCUGCAAGUUGCUCAUUUACAUCUUUGAAUAAUGUUUUGAAUCACGGAAAAUUUCCUCAAAUUGGAAAAAACAAAAAUGUUUUCAAAAAUCCAACUUUUGGAUUUGAUCCAAGCCAUGUGAUCUGUCAGUGCCCAAUGCAUAGUUUAAUGAAUGUAACUAUGUGCACUGCUCCCACACUCAUUGACAGUGAGGGAUGUACUCACACGGGGCGAGUUGAGCUGUUUAAUACCAACAUGCAGAACCUUUAUCAUGACAGUUAACAUAUUUGUCAUGUCUUUGACAAAAAUUCUUGGGGAGAAUAUUUUCCAUUUUGCUAAUGUGCGUGGCACAUUUGAAAAUUUUUAACAUUCACCUGAAGUAAUUGUUUAUCUCGGCUACUGGUAAACUGCUAGAAAAGGGAGCAGCACAAAGAGCUUUGACAUUUACUGGCAGUUAGAAUCUUCUAAAUCUCUGAGCUAACGGUGACUAGACCAUUAUCAGAAGUGUUUGAGGGAGUAAAGAUUCAUCAAAGAGUGUUUUGAUGUGAAGUUGUUUGCAGUCCUACUCUGGAGUGGUGUUACAGUAGCAUUGGGAACUGAAGCUUGGACCUGGGGGUUAUGGGACAGUCUGUAAUCCACCCUACGGGGUCCAGACAAACAAUGGCUUCAUGUGUUCUUCGUCUUAUCAAGUUGUAAGCAGAAUCUCUCAUCUCUGCAACAGUUUUGCACCUGUUUUUUUCAUUUGUUACUGUUGUAUUUCCCCGCCUCCCUCCGUACGCUCGGGGAGGCGGACAGGUCUGUUUAAUUUAUUGUGUUUUUAAACUUUUCUUUCUGGUGGCAGGGGAUCUUUUUUGCAAGACUAAACUGGACAUGAUGACCUCAUUCAUUUUUUUGGCAAACAUGCUGCAACAUAUGCAAUAUACAGUAGAUAAAUGUGUCUAUUUUCUAUACUCUGCUCUGCUAAACCACAAACAGCAAGAACUACAACAACACCAACAACAAUCAGCUGCCACCAUGCCUUCCAAGCCAGCUGUUACCGGAAAGUGCCAGUGCUUUAACAACCCAACUCCUCUCAUGUCGGCUGCAGUGGCGUGUUUGCUCUCACGUGUAUGCAGCUCUGUGCACGUGUGUGUCAGAGGAGGUCUGCGGGAGCCAUGCCGGGCACACAGCAAGCUCGUACUAUGCACACCCAAGAAGUAGGGACGAAAAGCAAGGAGGGACACACACCGCCGUCACAGCACCCACAACACAGCCGACUCUCUGGUGCCAUUUUCUCAAAUCCCUCCCCCACCUGAACACCCGGCCACCUCAGCAACAACUCAUCGUACAGCUUCUCCUCCCAGUGGACUGGAGUCUGGAAACUGAGCUCCAGCACCUCAAACUGUGUUUCGUUGGAAAAAUGAUGCCACAAAAAGCUUGCGGCGGCUUUGGGAAAAAAAAAAAGACACAAAGACUUUUAAGCAUUACUGACGUUGCCCUAUAAAUGUAAACUCUUGGAUUUCUGAUUUUCGUUCUUUUCAUGUGUUUGCGCCGUCGACAGCGCAGCAGCGUAAAUCAACCUUUCAAGCGUUUUCUUCUUUGUAGGAUAAUCAACAACAAUGAGGUACAUUCAUUUAAAUAUAGCAAACGGAGAUUUACUAAGCCAUAGAUUUUCCAGGUUGUGUAUUAUUUUUCCUUUUUUUUGUGGCAAGGUCUUUUUCUACUAGAAUGUACAUUUACGAAAAACAAAAGACGAAAAAAAUGUGCGUAAAAAAGACAAUAUUGUCAUUUCAGCUUAGCAAGCCUUAAGGGAC